AUGGGCUGGCUGUGGAAUAGCAGCCCGGCUCCGGCUGAGCAGACACAAAAAACAGACCCAUCACCUCCAACGAACGAUUCGCGGUCUCUACCAUUGAAUUCUACAACAGAACAGUCCACCCCUCAGAGGAAACCUCUUGGCCGUGAUGAGCUCGCAGAGGCCGAGUUCAACGAAUUAUUAAAGUCGCUAGAUACUUCUUCCUCAUCCACUGAACAGCAUGCGCCAUCAACGCCGAAAUCUCCGACCUCCAAGCCACUGCCCUCACAGUCCAUUCACUUCGAAUCCCCGCCUACCCAAUUUCAGUCGGAUUCGCUCUACCCCAAAACUAUGUCUUGCCGCACCGCUUUUGAUUACGCAUACUUUUGCCAGUCGUUCGGAGGUCAAUGGGUGAAUGUCUAUCGAUAUGGUGAACUCAGGUCGUGCAGCGAGCAUUGGUCUGACUUUUGGUUCUGUAUGCGUUCAAAGUCACUUUCUGACGAGGAAAGAGAAAAGGCUAUCUCCGAUAGAUAUAGGCGGAAGGCCAUCAAGUACAAGACUGGCCCCAGUAGUGAAGAUAUCUGGGACCUAAGAAAGGAGCCGGUUGUGGGAGCAUUCCAAGGCGAUUAUCUCGCCUUUGAGAGAGAGAUGGAACGGCUAAAGCAGCAAGAUAAUGGUGCAAAAGUUAACGGGGACAACACUAUGGGAGCAUGA
Nannizzia gypsea CBS 118893 is the source of this 690-nucleotide messenger RNA. RefSeq lists its product as hypothetical. The record is from RefSeq and is a predicted model, not a curated record. Lineage: Eukaryota; Fungi; Ascomycota; Eurotiomycetes; Onygenales; Arthrodermataceae. The coding region runs from base 1 to 690 and encodes 229 amino acids. The transcript has a single exon.